CUCAUUUUCUCUCUCUUCCUAAAACCCUUUCCUCUGCUCUUUUGUCCUACCGCCAUUGCAAUUCAUAGCUCUCAUUUCAACUUGUCUCCUUUUUUCCCCCUUGAAAUCUAAAGCGAAAAACCGAAUUUGGAGAUGUUGGUGAGCAGAAUUUCAUCUCGGUUCCCGAGAGCCAUAUUAAAUCAGUGCCGCAGCUCGGUGCUCCUUUAUUCUCGAGAACAGCAACGGAAACAGCACGUUCCCGUUCUUGCAUCUCAGUUCCACUCACUUCGUGAUUUUAAAGAAAAGGUAUCUCUAUUCCAUGAAUCUGCCUUGCAACGAUUUGGAAUUUCAUCCUCUGCAUCUCCCCAACCUAAUAAAAAAGAGACAUCUCAGUCUCAAAGUGACCCAGGAAGCACAAAAGUGAAGGGAGAUUGUGAAGCUUCAGUUUCUGCUGAUUCUCAGGUUCAAGAUGAGAAGGAUGAAUCAGGUUCUGAUAUGGCAUCCAAUAAUAACAUGAAUGAAAAUGUCAAACGAAGGAGAAGACGUACUAAACAAACUGUGUCUUCUGAUUCUGAUUCUGAUUUGGAUACAGAGGACCUUUCUAGGGAUGACUUGGUGAAACUUGUGGCUGAGAAGGAAGAACUCCUAAAGAUUAAAGAUGAUGAGUUUCAGAAAAUGCAGGACAAAGUUCUUCGCACUUAUGCAGAGAUGGAGAAUGUCACGAACAGAACUAAACGGGAAGCAGAAAACUCCAAGAAGUUUGCCAUUCAAAAUUUCGUGAAAGCGCUUCUAGAUGUUUCUGAUAAUUUGGGUCGGGCUUCUUCUGUUGUAAAAGAGAGCUUCUCCAAAAUUGAUGAAUCUAAGGAUACUGCAGGAGCUGUGCCACUUCUGAAAACACUACUGGAAGGUGUUGAAAUAACUGAUAAACAGCUUGCCGAGGUAUUCAAAAAAUUUGGUGUCGGAAAGUAUGAUCCUACAAAUGAACAAUUUGAUCCAAAUAAGCAUAAUGCAAUAUUCCAAGUACCCGAUCCUAAGAAGGCUCCUGGCAUGGUAGCAGUUUGUCUCAAGUCGGGGUACACCUUACAUGAGCGAAUCAUUCGGCCAGCUGAAGUUGGUGUGACAGUAGCAGUGGAGAGUACACAGGCGGAUCAAAGCACUGAAUCUUAAACAGGUGGGUCACAAGCCAAGGUUUUGGAGCUGGAAAAUCUGUAACAAGGUGAAAUCGGGAGAUCAAUUUUAGCCCUCAAGUUUGAAAAGGAAUCAAGUUCUAGAUCCUCCAGGGGAAGCGGUGGGUCGCACAGAUCUUAAGUUAUAGUUUCUUCUAUUAUUCUUUAUUAAUCUUAAAUCUUUUUGUUUUGCUAAAGUUUACUCUAGGAUUGUGUCGUCGGAGUGGUCGAAACAAUCACGUGAUUCGUUGGUUAAUAAUGACAUCCCUAUUGCGCUGUCCAAAUUAGAGGUAUUAUACCGUUGGGAACUCCGUAUGAGGAGUGAGCAUAUCCUUUUUCCAGGAAAUUACAGCUCGAGCCUUAAACCGAGUAGUGUCUGUUUUCAAUGGACUUGUCUUUUGGAUUGUCGAUAUUCUAGUAAAAGGUACUUAACUUCCAUUUUCUAAAUUUUGAAAUUGAAUUUAGCACAAUCUCAAUGUGCAAUGGUUUUACCAA
Nicotiana tabacum (common tobacco) is the source of this 1640-nucleotide messenger RNA. RefSeq names its product grpE protein homolog 2, mitochondrial. Gene Ontology annotation, molecular function: adenyl-nucleotide exchange factor activity; protein-folding chaperone binding; protein homodimerization activity. Gene Ontology annotation, cellular component: PAM complex, Tim23 associated import motor. The record is from RefSeq and is a predicted model, not a curated record. Gene Ontology annotation, biological process: protein folding; protein import into mitochondrial matrix. Lineage: Eukaryota; Viridiplantae; Streptophyta; Magnoliopsida; Solanales; Solanaceae.